UCCCUGCCGCAAGCCUGAGCUCGAGCGGCGCGGCGUUUACCUCUCGAAUUACCUCGGCCUUUUACUCUUGCGCUGCAUUAUGUAGACGUGUGCGAGAGGUGGGCGGUUAGGAGCGGCUCUUGUCGUCGAGCGGAAUGGCUACUACAGCGGAACUGUUCGAGGAACCUUUUGAUGUUGAUGAGUACAUUGAGCGGCUGGCAUGGAGAACACCGGGUGGAGGUUCGAAAGGAGGAGCAGAAGCAUUUGAUCCAACAAGACUUUUAGAGGAGUUUGUCAGCCACAUUGAAGAGCUGAAGAUGCUGGAUGAACGCAUUCAGAGAAGAGUGGAGAAAUUGGAGCAACAGUGCCAGAAGGAAGCCAAGGAGUUUGCUCGGAAGGUGCAGGAGUUGCAGAAGAGCAACCAGGUUGCUUUUCAACAUUUCCAGGAGCUGGAUGAACAUAUCAGCUAUGUAGCAACGAAGGUCUGUCACCUUGGAGACCAGCUGGAGGGGGUAAAUACACCACGGCAACGGGCUGUGGAGGCACAGAAACUGAUGAAAUACUUUAAUGAGUUUCUGGAUGGAGAGCUGAAGUCUGAUGUUUUUACAAAUCCAGAAAAGAUUAAGGAAGCAGCUGAUAUCAUUCAGAAACUACACCUGAUUGCUCAAGAAUUACCCUUUGACAGAUUUGCUGAAGUGAAGUCUAAAAUUGCAAGUAAAUAUCAUGACUUGGAAUGCCAAUUGAUUCAGGAGUUUACUAAUGCACAGAGGAGAAGUGAAAUUUCCAGGAUGCGUGAAGUUGCAGCAGUUUUACUUCAUUUUAAGGGAUACUCUCACUGUGUAGACGUGUACAUAAAACAGUGCCAGGAGGGUGUGUAUUUGAGGAAUGAUUUGUUUGAAGAUGCAGCUAUAUUAUGCCAACGAGUAAACAAAGAAGUCCGGGAAGUUUUCAGCAGCCCGGAGAAUGUGAUGGCCAAACUUAUACAGAACAUUUUUGAGAUUAAACUUCAGAGUUUUGUCAAAGAUCAAUUAGAAGAAUGUAAAAGGACUGAUAGGUCUGAUACAGAACAAUACUUAAAAAGUCUUUAUGAUCUAUAUACAAGGUCUACAAGCUUAGCCAACAAAAUAGCAGAGUUUGACCUUGGCACUGAUAAACAGACCUUCCUGGCUAAGAUGAUCAAAGGCAUUUUUGUCUCUUACCUGGAAAAUUAUAUAGAAAUUGAGAUCAGCUAUUUGAAAAGCAGAAGUAGUAUGAUUUUGCACCGUUAUUAUGAUUCCAAAAAUCAUCAAAAGCGAUCGUAUGGCACUGGAGGGAUUCAGGAUUUAAAAGAGAGAAUUCGCCAACGUACAAAUUUACCCCUGGGGCCAAGUAUUGAGACACAUGGUGAGACCUUCUUGUCACAGGAGGUAGUGGUUAAUCUUUUGCAGGAGACGAGACAGGCCUUUGAGAGAUGUCACAGGCUGUCAGAUCCUUCUGAUUUACCAAAGAAUGCAUUCCGAAUAUUUACAGUUCUUGUGGAAUACUUGUGUGUUGAGCAUAUUGACUAUGCCCUGGAGAUUGGUCUUGCAGCGAUCCCGUCUACAGACUCGAAGAAUGCAAAUCUUUACUUUUUAGAUGUAGUGCAACAAGCAAAUACCAUUUUUCAUUUGUUUGACAAACAGUUCAAUGAUCAUCUUAUGCCACUAAUAAGCUCGUCUCCAAAAUUGACUGAGUGCCUGCAGAAGAAGAAAGAGGUGAUUGAACAGAUGGAAGUUAAAUUGGAUACAGGCAUUGACAGGACGUUGAACUGCAUGAAUGGGCAAAUGAAGCACAUCCUUGGUGCUGAACAGAGAAAGACCGACUUUAAACCGGAAGAUGAAAACAAUGUGCUAAUUCAGUAUACCAAUGCUUGUGUCAAAGUCUGUGGCUAUGUCGGAAAGCAAGUAGAAAAAAUCCGAACUUCAAUGGAUGGAAAGAAUGUCGAUACUGUUCUCACAGAAUUUGGAGUUCGAUUCCAUCGCCUAAUACAUGAGCACCUUCAACAAUAUACAUACAGUUCGAUGGGUGGCAUGCUUGCUAUCUGUGACGUAGCUGAAUAUCGGAAGUGCGCCAAAGUGUUUAAGAUCCCCUUGGUGUUGCAACUUUUUGACACGCUACAUGCACUCUGUAAUCUUCUGGUAGUAGCACCUGACAACCUUAAGCAGGUCUGCUCUGGAGAGCAACUGACUAAUCUUGACAGGCACAUCCUUCAUGCCUUUGUGCAGUUGCGGGCCGACUACAGAUCAGCACGCCUUGGUCGUCACUUCAGCUGAAAAGCCUUGAUUUCUUUUUGAAAUAAUGUGGUGUUAUUGCUUGGGUUCUGGAUGGCUCAGGCAUUUAGGCCCUGUUACAUGGCCAUUGAAAGCAAAGUUGACGGGGAUAUAUUUGUGGUUGUUCACUAAAAAAUAAACAGCCGUUACUGAACUAUGUUUCAUUGAGAAACAGAGGCUGAGUUAAUCCAAGCUAAAAUGAGUAACAGUUUUGCACAAUUUAUUGUCUUAACAGUAAAUUAUCUGGAACGGAACAUGUCUGAAACUGCUAACCUUAACUCAGAUGCUGCAUCCAUUACAAGAUUCAUGUUCACAAUAAAAAUUAAAUCAGGGAGGUUGUUGAAGCACUGAAUAUUACAUUUAAAGUUAAGUUCUAUAAGCGCAACUUGUUUGAGGAGAGAAUGUACAGUGUUUUAUCCAGGUAUAAUGGAUUCACUUCUUACUGUACACAGAUAUAACACUAGAUAAAUAGAACCGUAGCUAUUUCUACAGCUUUUUGAUUACAUAGCAGCAGGUAUUUCUGCAAGUGGAACACAGUUAUUGCUUCAUGGUAUGUUUUGUUCUGAUAUGGAGGUGCAGUAUAGGAGGGUUAUGCCAUUCCUCUGUGGAUUAACUGAGCAACUUUAGUAUUAAUAAGCUACUGCAAAUAGUAUCCUAGUAAUAAAUACAUGCUGUAUUGCCAUUAACCGGUAUUGAGUUUAUUGUUCUACACUGCUGGCAGUAGCAUAAUACCUUUAAUGAACAGAAAUGAAAUAACUCUUGCAGAAUUAAGCACUCCAAAAGUCCACUGCCCUUGUAGCUUGUGGGGACUUUUUUCCCCUUUUCCUCGAGGGUGGAGACAAGUUUUAAUCUCUGGUAUGAGGUCCGACUCCUAUUCCCAUCAAAAUACCAGUAAAUGUUUUUUUAACAUAAAAUCUCCAAAACUGUGUUUACUACUUUAAAUAUUAAUAACCGCUUUGUUAAUUCAGUGAAGGAAUAUUGGACAUCAGUGUGUGACGCUGGUACAAGUAGAAUGGGUUAAUAAUUUUUACAGUUUGUACCAUUCUUUUUCAUGUUCUAUGAAAUCUUAAUUAUUAUUUCUGAAAGGUUGGUAUUUGAUGUAAUUAUUUUUCUUUGCAUAUUCCAUGCAAUAUGUCUACUUGAAGAUGAAAAGGAUGGAAAAGGUAAAUGGUGGGAAAAUGUAAACUUCCACUGGUGAUAAAAUUGUAAACAUCGCUUCAUUAUUAAACUGCAAGUACCCUGUGCA
Messenger RNA from Callorhinchus milii (elephant shark), 3513 nucleotides. RefSeq names its product exocyst complex component 5 (gene exoc5). The transcript has 18 exons. Gene Ontology annotation, biological process: exocytosis; Golgi to plasma membrane transport. The record is from RefSeq and is a predicted model, not a curated record. Lineage: Eukaryota; Metazoa; Chordata; Chondrichthyes; Chimaeriformes; Callorhinchidae. The coding region runs from base 135 to 2270 and encodes 711 amino acids. Gene Ontology annotation, cellular component: exocyst; cytoplasm.